Vombatus ursinus (common wombat) is the source of this 1525-nucleotide messenger RNA. RefSeq names its product secretion associated Ras related GTPase 1A (gene SAR1A). The coding region runs from base 119 to 715 and encodes 198 amino acids. Gene Ontology annotation, molecular function: GTPase activity; GTP binding. The transcript has 7 exons. Gene Ontology annotation, biological process: vesicle organization; membrane organization; intracellular protein transport. The record is from RefSeq and is a predicted model, not a curated record. Gene Ontology annotation, cellular component: COPII vesicle coat; endoplasmic reticulum exit site. NCBI's taxonomy places the organism in Eukaryota, Metazoa, Chordata, Mammalia, Diprotodontia, Vombatidae.
GCUGGCGGCCUUAGGUGCUGCCGUUGUGUUGGCCCCGGUGAGGGAGAGGAGGCUCGGAGCCGCCGGAUCCGGAGCCGCCGCCCCAGGAGCCCCAGGCGGGCCCGAUUGAGCUACGAUAAUGUCGUUCAUCUUUGAGUGGAUCUAUAAUGGCUUCAGCAGUGUCCUGCAGUUUUUAGGACUCUACAAGAAAUCGGGAAAACUUGUGUUCUUGGGUUUGGACAAUGCAGGCAAAACAACCCUUUUGCACAUGCUCAAAGAUGAUAGAUUGGGCCAGCAUGUUCCAACACUACAUCCAACAUCUGAAGAGCUGACGAUUGCAGGAAUGACUUUUACAACCUUUGAUCUUGGUGGACACGAGCAAGCCCGGCGGGUUUGGAAAAACUAUUUACCAGCAAUUAAUGGGAUUGUCUUCCUGGUGGACUGUGCAGAUCAUCCUCGCCUCUUGGAAUCCAAAGUUGAACUCAAUGCACUAAUGACAGAUGAAACAAUAUCCAAUGUGCCAAUCCUUAUUUUGGGCAAUAAGAUUGACAGAUCAGAUGCGAUCAGUGAGGAGAGACUCCGUGAGAUAUUUGGGCUUUAUGGACAGACCACAGGAAAGGGAAACGUACCCCUGAAGGAGCUGAACGCCCGCCCCAUGGAGGUGUUCAUGUGCAGUGUGCUCAAGAGGCAGGGCUACGGCGAGGGUUUCCGCUGGCUUUCUCAAUACAUUGACUGAUGUGGGGGCAGUGAAAAUAAAAGCCUUUUGCUUCUCUGGACUGAUCCUGUUCACAGCUUCCUCGUGGACUUUUCUCUUAUGACACGGAAAGCUCUCCGACCACAUCCUGGCGUUGGGAAAGCCGGGAGGAGCCUUGGGCAGCUCUCUGAUGGCCCAGUGGUGACACUUGUUCUUUUCCACCCUUUGGGGGGGAGCAGAGUGCCUCCCCACGGGCUGGGUGAAGCCGGCUCUCGCUCUCUGGGGCUCUCGCCUGCCAGGGCGCUUUGCAGGGGCAGCUGAAAAGAACAACCUGUCUCACCACUGUAGUUGAUAGAAAAAGAAAACAAUUCUAUUUUUUAAAUAAGUGUUAUCAACGUAAUCCGUGUCCCUUCCAACUUCUUCAGUUAACGGUCACUUGUUUAGUCCAGAGUCUACAUUAGGGUUGUUUUUUUUUUUUAAAUCUAUUUAAUAGCAUUUAGAUAUUUUACAAAAAUACUGAGCAAAUAUAUUUGAGACCCACGGUAAAUCUAGGUUUGGGUGUGGCUGCUCUGUUGGACCAGGCAGAUUGUGGAUCAGAUGCUUUCAUGGCUGAGUGGUUCAGUGAAGUCUCUUGGAGUUCACCUGUCUUGGUGACUGCCUUGCCUUAGGAGGUGCUGGUCUGAGGUACUUUUUCCUCCUGCUGCAUAGAGCACUAGGAGAGGGACGACAUCUUGGUGUCCAGUUUUGUCAGCAGGUUUUCUGCAGCAGUAGAUUUGGGUCAUAAUUCUUUAUCAAAGGGGCUAAUCAUUUGCAAAAAAAAAAAAAAAUUAGAAAAGUGCACCACAUUCAAUU